Messenger RNA from Diprion similis, 1540 nucleotides. RefSeq lists its product as uncharacterized. The transcript is spliced from 5 exons. Bases 154 to 1422 code for a protein of 422 amino acids. Lineage: Eukaryota; Metazoa; Arthropoda; Insecta; Hymenoptera; Diprionidae. The record is from RefSeq and is a predicted model, not a curated record.
UCGAUCCCUGAACUACUCGGUCGCUUCAGUGAUCAGAACACGGAGGAGCCGGUGGUGCGGCGUUUGUAAGAUCCCUGCGAGAGGCUGUGAAAAUCAAAGAGAGUCAGCGUCGGGGAGCAACGCGAAAGGAAUUAACGCAUUCAAGGUGGAAGCAUGCAGGUUGAGCUACGAAUACACGCCAACGGUGGCUCUAAGCACUCCGACAUCCCGGAAUGGCUGGACGAAGAUUUCCUCCAGCUCUGUAUGCAGAGCGGGGAGGGCGACCCCACAAUCAGAGUGAUGAAACACGACGUGGCGGUGAUGAGGCUUCGCAGUUCUGCACACAGCACCGUCCUGUACCGCGUCUCCGUCGAGUUCAAGCGACGUCCACGGAGCAGAAACAUCCUGGACUUCAAGCCACAGGAGACCCGAUCCUUGAUAAUAAAAAUGCAGCCGGCACCGACUGAAUUUCCAGAACUCCGGCAGGAGGUCGACAAAGAGGUAACAGCACUUUCGGUCACCCUGCCUGCCAUCACCAAGAUUUUGAGCUUCUUCGCGCUGACCGCGCAGUGCUUUUACUCCGAGAGAUCACCGCGGGCCUUGAUAGUGAUGGACGACCUUGCGAAGAGCGACUUUGUCAGAGGGAAGAUGGACCGUCAACGAGGACUGGACUUCAAUCAUUGCAUGCUGGUUAUGCAGUCGAUGGCCGCUCUUCACGCGGGCUCAGUAGCCCUUUACGAAAAGGACAAAUCGUCGAUGGAUUCAUUCGAUCAUAACAGAUGGUGCAAGGAAGGCAAUUCAAUGACCAAAGAUUUAGUGUCCAGCACAGUAUCCGACAUUGCUGACGAAGUGGCGACUUGGUCGAAUUUCGGUGACAAGUACUCGGACAGAAUACGAGCCCUGAGAGAUACUCUGUUGCCCCGAGUCAACGCUGCCAUUUCGCGAGAGGGGUCUAAAUUCAAUGUUCUUAAUCACGGCAGCUGCUGGUACAACAACCUCAUGUUCCGGUACAAUAGCAAGACCAGUCGCGUCGAGGAAGCCUUGUUUGUGGACUUUGCCAAUUCCGUGUUUGCCUCGCCAGUGAUCGAUCUGCAGCAUUUUCUAUUCUCAACGCCCACAGACGAGGUUCGUUUGCACAAUGUCAAUAGGCUGAUACAGCAUUAUCACCGCGAGUUGGUUUCAAACCUCGAGAAACUCAAAGUAAAAACCAAACCACCGACGAAGGAAGAACUGAUGGAUGAAAUGGAGGAGCGUGGGGCCUACAGUGUUUUGGUAGCGUUCACCCUGCUGCCAAUUAUCAUCGCCGAGGGAUCGACCAGCACCGACAUACUCAGUGACCCUCACGCAGUGAAAGAAAAACGCAAAAUGUUCGCCAACGAGCAGUUCAAAAUAUCCCUAAAGAGGCUGCUCCAGAUUUUCGACAGUCGGGGACACCUCGAAUAACCCAAGACGACGCCGUUUCCAAUGAUCUUGGGAAAUCACAACGGGUACAAGACUAUGACUUAUCCAAGGUGAAUAAGUGAAAGUGCAAUUCAGCGAGCCAUACGCGUCUUCUUGUGCG